CCCCGCCCGAAGCGGAUAGCACCGCGGCGCCCGAUCCUCCGAUGCCGAAUGCCAACCGAAACAGAAACCCCAAUCAGUUUCGCAAUCCUCAGCACAGCCAGCAAACGGAAGCGAUUCCAACCCGAUCCCGACUGCGGAGGCCGGAAAUCCCCCGAAAUCCAAGCCCCCUCCUUUCGUCAGGCGGCCAGCGGCCAUGGAGGGGGAGUGCCCCGCCGCUCCGACGCGCCGCUGGGCGGAGAACGUGAUCGUGCUGUCCUCGGGGAGGCCGCCGCGGUCGGAGGAGGCGGCGGUGGUGGCGGGGCAGGGGCAGCACCAGCGCACGGAUGCGCCGCCGGAGAAGCUCUACUACAAGACCAGGCUCUGCGACAAGUACGAGGCCACCGGCCGCUGCGUGUACGAGGACGGUUGCACCUUCGCGCACGGCCGCGCCGAGCUGCGCCCGCCGGUCCCUCCCCACGCCCACGCCGUUUGGCGCAGGCCGCCCGACCAGGAGCACGGCGGCAGGAUCGUCUACGGCGGCGGCAAGGCGUGCCACAACUUCAGGGACAGGGGCCAUUUCGGGGACAAGCUCGCCUCCCCCCACGCCGCCGCGCCGGCACCACCUGGUCACCCGAUUCGCAUCACCGGGGACCAGAAGCUGCUGGCGGACGAGCGGAGGAGCGCCACGCCGCCCGCGAUGCCACCCGCAGCGCGGCGCUACGCUGCUCUGGGCCCCGCCAGGGCGUUUCCGCCGGUGCCUGCCCCGGCCACGCGUGAUCGUCUUCGCCAGAUGCCCGAGGAGGACGGUGGCAAAAAGCCCAACAGGCUGAUGCUCAUGAGCCUCCGGAAGACCAGCGGCAUCUACGGCGACUGGCCGGAGCAGUGCUGAAACCGAUUGAUCAGCCUGAGCCGUCACCAUGGUCGCAUACCCCAUAUAUAAUUGGCAGUGCUGAUACAAAGUACUCCAAUUGUUGAAAGGGGGAUUCAUUUUUCUCUGAAGGUGAACAACUUUAUCAUGGUGGUAUUUACCUGUACUGUAUAAUUCCAAUUGUUGUGAUUAAUCGGAGUCAUGUUGUCAAUCAUCUAAAGGCCCAAGCAGUCACCCGAGGCAUGAUACCAUAAUUUGCUAACGAGGUUCAUCAAUUUGGCUACAUUCCAUUGUGUGACUAUGGACGCUCAAUGGCUCAAUGGUACCGCUAAAAUACCACACCUUGGACACCUGACACAUGCUGGCAUGUGCCUGUGCUAUCAUGUUGCAUAGGUUACAUUGUGUGAGCACUACAUCAUACCCUGCCUACACAUCAUACGAUACACAAUAUUCGACACAACUCCAACAAAUUUCGCUUGUGAAUAUUCUCCAUCGCCUUGGAUUCACCAUGUGUGGAACAUCCAUGUACAUUGUGUUAGGGUUGAAUCCGGCAGAUCUCUGGUAGGGGCUCCUGAGCUAGUGAUUUUUUUUAAAAACAUCACCAACUUUAUUAAUUAGAAUCCCCGCAAAAAACUUUAUUAAUUAGAAAUAAUUGUUACAUCGUCUAUAAGAGAAGUUACAAUAUUUUCCAUGGGCUCUGGAUCCAAUCCCUACUCAUGGAGCAUUUUGCUAGUCUAGCUAGCUCA
Messenger RNA from Triticum aestivum (bread wheat), 1593 nucleotides. Its product is annotated as zinc finger CCCH domain-containing protein 1. Gene Ontology annotation, molecular function: mRNA binding; metal ion binding. The record is from RefSeq and is a predicted model, not a curated record. The transcript has 3 exons. Lineage: Eukaryota; Viridiplantae; Streptophyta; Magnoliopsida; Poales; Poaceae. Bases 194 to 868 code for a protein of 224 amino acids.